CGUCAGUGUGGUGUCGUGUUACACAUCGGACCCGAUGCGAAAGGGCCGGUGCUUCGCGUUAUUUAUUUACUCUUAGGAAUGAGACCCUUGUGUACAGGGGUGAAGUGAAUGCGUGCUUUCAUUACUACUUCGGUGCAGGCGCUUUGAGUUUUAAUAAUGGAAAUGAAAGAUUCCGGCAGCGUUAUAUUGACAGCUUAUCAUUCGUAUUCUCCGCCAAGGAUACAGUUGGUGGAGGACGGUUUUGCACAACCUCUCUUUCCCGUACACUCUCCUUUAAAUAGGAAAGUGCGUUACCAGGGGUCAAAGAGGAUGUCCUCUCCAGAGGCGCCAUGCCCGCCCCCGGCGGACUGCUCGUGGGAGGCUCACAAGUCCUUGGACCGCAGCUCCAUGGAAGACUACUGGAGUGAGAUGAAGAGCAUUGAAGAGGAUGGACACGGCGUGCCGGAGGAGCCGCUGGAGAGGAGCAGCAGCGACGAGGCGGAGCUUGAGGAGGCGUGGCUUCAGGAGGCGGGACUCUCCACCCUUAUGUCCGGGGGGCCCGGGGACGGCCCCGCCGAGGCCCUCCUCUCAACCCUCACGCGGAAGCAGGGGGCUCUGGUCAGGAAGCGCCUGGACAACUACACCCAGACCCUGCGCAAGAGGAACAAGCAGCCAAUCAGACACGUCCGCGACGUCUUCUCCACCCCCGACCCCGGUUUUUCUCAGGAACAGGUCGUCCCCAUCUCCCCGAAUGCUCACAUCCGUCCUAAGAUGCCCCUCUGGAAGCCAGUGGAAGGAGAUUGCCGAAAACCUGACUGCGGCCCAUUACGGGAGACGCUGCCAUUUGAGGUGCCCUACUCAGAGGGAGUCACCUGCCACAGGAAAGGCAGAGACUGCCACGACUGCCACAGGAUCAGGAGAGAUGACCUGACAACAUUUCAGCCCCCACAGCCAAGACUGGGACUGACAAGAGUGCGAGACCUGUCAUCAGAAGACAUGAAGAAGAUCGCGUACUUCUCUCUUAUUGAGCUCAGCACGUUUUAUGACUCCCUGGGGAUUGAGCUGAAACGGAACCGGUCGACACGCAACAAGGGCCGAGAUACCGGCGUCUUCGGAGUUCCCCUCACUACACUACUGGAAAAUGACCGGAAGAUGUAUCCCGGUUGCAAAGUCCCUGUCGUCUUCAGAAGGCUGUUGUCUAAAUUGGAGCAGACGGGACUGCAAGCAGAGGGCAUUCUGAGAGUGCCUGGCUCGGCUGCAAGGGUCAAGCACCUCCGGCAGGAGCUGGACUCCAGAUUCUACGAGCGGCGGUUUGACUGGGAGCAGGUCCGACACAACGACGCGGCCGGCCUGCUCAAGAUGUUCAUCCGAGAGCUGCCCUGCCCCCUGCUGACCCAGCAGCACCUCCCGGCCUUCACUGCUGUGCAGAAUAUCUUCCCGUCCAGACAUCAGAUCCAGGCCCUGCACCUGCUCAUCAUGCUGCUACCGGAGCCCAACAGGGACACCCUGAAGGCUCUGCUGGAGUUCCUCAGGAAGGUGGUGGCCAACGAAGAGAAGAACCGCAUGAGCCUGUCGAACGUCUCCAUGAUCGUGGCGCCGAACCUCUUCAUCUCCCGUGGCAAGAGUGCCAAGCUGGAGGACAUGGAGGGGGCCGCGGGCACAGCCCACCUGGUUCGCCUCCUCAUCACCCAACAGGACCUGCUGUGGACGGUCCCCUGCUUUCUGAUCUCCAAUGUGAGGAAGAUGAACGAGGCAUCCACGAGCAAGAAGACCCCCACCUCUGAGAAGACCAAGAGAAAACUGCUGCGGAGGUGGAACACCGAGCGUGACAAAGCGGAGAAAAGUGAGGUCUCUGACCUUCGUGAUGGGGUCAUUCGAGUCCAUGCACCCCUGCAUGCAAAAGUCUCCAUGGCGAUCCAGCUGGAGAGUGAGACGAAAGCCAAGCAUGUCAUGGCUCACUUCGACUGUGAUAGGAGAACUUCUCGCAGUUCCAGCAGAAGACAGCGGCCAUAUAUGUUUGAGGUUGGAGGAAACAUAGGUGAGCGCUGCUUGGAUCCCGAGACAUAUCUUUUAGAAUUAUACCGCCUGAAUCCCACCUGUGAAUGGAUCGUCAAACCAAGAAUAACCUAGUGCACACUGGGAGAGGAAAAAAAACUGACCGUGUAAUAAACAUCAACAAAACUUACACUGCCAGCUGUUGCCCCCUGCUGGUCAUCUCUGAAAUGUGCAUGCUGAAUCCAGGAGGAUCAAAUGUGAGGAUUUAGAGGCCAUUACCUUUUUGUGCAAAAUCAGCGAACAAGUUUGAUGCUGCUUUGUGAAGAAGAAUGAACUUACUGCCGAGUUGGAAUGCAUUAUUUUAUAAUCCUGCUCUGUGGAGAAACUGAAGUACAAACAGAGGGAGGCUAUGGGAAUUUCCUUUAAAAAGGAAGUAUUUUCAUAAUGGACUUUAAACUGAGAAAUUGUUCAUGUUUGGGGCCAGCUGAAUACAGUACCCGCCAUCAAGACUGGUUAAUGCCAAGGACUGCGAAAGCAAUUCUCUGCCAAUGGCAGCCAUCACUCAAACUGGGUUCACCUUCAAAAAGUUAUUCUGCCUAGCUUCUACCACUCAAGGUGCAACCAAAGUGUAAAAAUCUGUACAUAUUUAGUAAUAUUUAUACCUACAUAUAAUUUAUCCUAGCUUUUGUAUGAUUAUAUGCUUUAUAAAUGCCUGUGUCUGUCCAUUGCUGUAUUAUAAACAUGCUUCAUCGUAAAGCCAGUUUGACUGUUACCAAAGCGACCCCCUUAUGCUGCAUUCAGCGUGGAACGUGUCUGCUUGUGUCCUUGAUAUCACUGGCAGAGAUGGCGGUACUGUAGUAUCAUCACAAUCCUGAGAGGAAUACUCUGGAGAUUUCUCUUUGCCCACACUGUAUUGCGCUCCUCUAUAGCUGAUCUAAGGCCUGCAUGCUGAAAUGGGUCGGGUGUGAAGAUGUUGAGACACCCAGCCGUAAACCUCAAAGUACCGGGAUACAGACCUUUGUCCAGUCCGGUUGACAGAAUUUGCGUAAGGGACACGUAAGAUUUUCACAGCUGCCACAGUGGGAGUGAGGGUCCCAUAUUGUGGCGGUUUGGUACCCAAUAACCAUUUACAAUGUGUUAAGAAUGACACCAAAUAAGCUGAGUAUCCGUAACCUGAAGUGGAAGUGUAUCUCAGCUGUCGGCUAUGUUGCUGGAAGCAGCCUUGAGUGGAAAGGUUGUGCUCGAUCACAGCGUUAACAGUGUUUGAACUUGCGAUAUUUGAGAGGCUCGUCGAAUCGGCGUGCAACAUCCUCCGUGUUGGUGCAUGCUUAUCUAUGGUAUGCGCACUCUGCCUCUAGUUAAAUUAACAGAACAACUUGCUGACUACAUGGCUCAGGGAAUGUACUGUUCCUUCCUCAAAAGCUUUCCAACAAAAAGGCGUCCAUGUUGUAGGUCAUGCUGUGUGUAUUUUCUCCAUGUUUACUACACUGCUGUAUGCUUGUCUUACACUUUAAAACUCUGUUAUUUUAUAUUAGUUGUUGCAGCCAUUAUGUCAUUUCUUUUGGCAUGGUGGACGCUUUGCUGUUACACUACCUAUCCUUUGAUACCAUAAAAACCAAAUAUACCAUCCAGAACCUGAACAAGAAAA
Messenger RNA from Anguilla rostrata (American eel), 3622 nucleotides. It is a transcript of the gene arhgap28, whose product is annotated as Rho GTPase activating protein 28. Gene Ontology annotation, biological process: regulation of small GTPase mediated signal transduction; negative regulation of stress fiber assembly; regulation of actin filament polymerization. NCBI's taxonomy places the organism in Eukaryota, Metazoa, Chordata, Actinopteri, Anguilliformes, Anguillidae. The record is from RefSeq and is a predicted model, not a curated record. Gene Ontology annotation, molecular function: GTPase activator activity. Gene Ontology annotation, cellular component: cytoplasm. Bases 157 to 2109 code for a protein of 650 amino acids. The transcript has 15 exons.